AAACAUUACAAAACAACAGGUGACAACCGUCCAAACAUGAGUGGUAAAAGAACGACAUCGUAUCAAACUCCAAACAUUGCUUGCUUUAAUGGCUAUGACCAAUUUUCACUUCAAGACAUUAAACCUCAACUCCAUAUGCCAUAGAAAUUUCAGCUACCUUCACAGAUAGCCUCUGUCCCCAAAACUCACAACACAUAUUACUCCAUUCAAUUCACCAUGAAAUUAGUUUCCUUCUUCUUCUUCACAUUGUUUCUCUCCUUGCUCCAUCAACCCCUCAAAUGUUCUUCCGCUACCAAUUUCACUACCCAAAUUACUUCACCAAUGUUGAUUUUACCCCUAAAAACUCAACAAAUCCCAUCUGGGUCUUCUUUCCCUAGAGCUUCAAAUAAACUCCCAUUUACUCACAAUGUCACUCUUACUGUUUCCCUUUCAGUCGGUACACCUCCACAGAAUGUUACCAUGGUGCUCGACACAGGUAGUGAACUCUCAUGGCUACAUUCCAAUGCUACCCGAAUCAAACAACCCGUUUUCAAACCGAACAUGUCAGUUUCUUACCGACCCGUUGCUUGCUCCGAACCCACUUGCACGACCCGAACUCAAGAUUUAUCUAUCCCAGUUUCUUGUGAUUCCAAGAAUUUCUGUCAUGCUGUGCUUUCUUAUGCUGAUUCUUCCUCUUCUGAAGGGAAUUUAGCAAUGGAUACGUUUAGAAUUGCCGGGUCGAAUUUUUCGGGUACGAUAUUCGGGUCAAUGGAUUCGGGUAUUACUACUAAUUCAGAUGAGGAUGAAAAGACAACCGGGUUAAUGGGUAUGAACCGUGGAUCUCUUUCUUUUGUUUCACAAAUAGGCUUUAAGAAAUUUUCUUAUUGCAUUUCGAGUCUUGAUUUUUCUGGUGUUUUACUUCUCGGUGAAUCGAAUUUUACUUGGGUUUUACCGUUAAAUUACACGCCGUUAGUGGAAAUUUCACUUCCGUUACCUUAUUUUGAUCGAGUAGCGUAUACUAUUCAACUUGAAGGGAUUAAAGUGUCGAAUAAAUUACUUCCGAUACCCGAAUCCGUAUUUGUACCCGAUCAUACCGGGGCGGGUCAAACCAUGGUUGAUUCGGGUACUCAAUUCACUUUCCUACUUGGUCAAGCUUACACUGCAUUAAGAAACGAGUUUUUGAAUCAAACAAUGACAACUCUUAAGGUUCUUGAAGAUCAAGAUUUUGUUUUUCAAGGUGCAAUGGACUUAUGUUAUCGGGUACCUGUUAACCAAACGUGGUUACCUAAGUUACCAUUGGUUAGUUUAGUGUUUCGAGGAGCGGAAAUAACGAUUUCGGGGGAACAGUUGUUGUAUCGUGUACCUGGUGAAAUUCGGGGAAAAGAUUCGAUACAUUGCUUCACUUUUGGAAAUUCCGAGUUACUAGCGGUCGAGGCGUACAUUAUUGGACAUCAUCAUCAACAAAAUGUAUGGGUGGAGUAUGAUCUUGAAAAAUCUCGCAUUGGUUUUGCUCAAGUACGAUGCGAUAUAGUGAGUCAAAGAUUUGGUCUUUCUCGUUAAAAUGGAAGAUUCAAGUGUUACUACUACUAUUUUUUUUUCCAAACUUAUAUAUAGUUCGAGUUAAAAACAACAAGAAUGCUUCGUGUGGACGGUGGAAAACAUGUCAUGUGAUUAAUGGAUUUUUGCAAGUAGAGGUUUGAGUGGUCCCAUAGAAAUAUAUAACACCGAUCAAAUUUAUGAAUUGCCAUACUUGAAGUUGCAAGACAUCAAAUGAAGGUGGGGAUUGUUGGUUCAUGGCUAGAAAUGGUUGGUGAUUUUAAGAGAGGCCUUCACCAUUUUGUACAUUACAUUUUUGUGGCUAAUUUUUCAAAGGCAAUUAAUAAUCUUCUUGUCGUGUUUAGUGAUUAGUCAAGUAUACUCAUUGAUGAGUUAUUUUAUCUCUAUGUAGGGAAAUAUACUCAUUAUUAUUGUAAUCAAUCCUUUUAGUUGUUUGAAUUAAAUUUUUUGA
Molecule: messenger RNA, 1987 nt
Organism: Solanum dulcamara
Lineage: Eukaryota; Viridiplantae; Streptophyta; Magnoliopsida; Solanales; Solanaceae
Product: aspartic proteinase PCS1
Exons: 1
Coding region: 217-1539 (440 amino acids)
Biological process (GO): proteolysis
Molecular function (GO): aspartic-type endopeptidase activity
Source: RefSeq, a predicted model, not a curated record